This is a messenger RNA of Panicum hallii, 1559 nucleotides long. Its product is annotated as BOI-related E3 ubiquitin-protein ligase 1-like. Gene Ontology annotation, molecular function: ubiquitin-protein transferase activity. The record is from RefSeq and is a predicted model, not a curated record. The transcript is spliced from 2 exons. Bases 255 to 1259 code for a protein of 334 amino acids. Lineage: Eukaryota; Viridiplantae; Streptophyta; Magnoliopsida; Poales; Poaceae.
GGCUCGGCGCUGCCCCCUCCUCCUCGUCAGGAUAAACAAAAAACCGGCAGCUUUUGUCCCCUUGCAGGCCGCGCCCGCGCCCGCACCCGCAACGCCCCCGGACAUCGCCGUAUAUAUAAAGCUUCCCUCCCCACCCGUUCCCUUUCCAGUUCCCACUCCCCACGCCCCCGUCUCCCUCCCGGUGACCCUGCUGCGUCCCUGCCCCUCUCUCUCUCUCUUCCCGGCCUCUCCUCGCCAGCACGAGGGCGGUGGCGAUGGCCGUCCAGGCGCAGCACCUCCUCUCCCACGCCUUCCUCCCCCACCACGACGUCCUCGGCCACCCGUUCCGGGCGCUCGAGGGCGCGGCGGUCGGCGGAGCCGGCGGCGUGUUCCUGGACGAGCUCGGCAUCGCCGGCUGCGCUCCGGCGGCGGGGGCCGGCGACGCCGUGUUCGGCGGUGCGGCCCGCAGCGAGCUCACCUGCAACGGCGGCAGCGGCGGCGGCGGCGAGUACGACGACGGGCUACUCCCGAGGAAGCGCGCGCGCCUGGCGGCUGGGCUCGUGGAGUGCGGCGGCCAGCAGGGUGGCCUGGUCCUGCCCCUGGCGGCGCCUCCGCCGCAAGGCCAGGCGUUCGCCGGCGACGCGCGGACCCGAGCCGUCGGGUGCGGCCCGGCGUCCACCAGCGGCCGGGCGGCGGCCAGUGGCGUCCUGUCGCAGCUCUUCCACCAGGGCGUGGAGAUCGACGCGCUCGUCCGACUCGAGACUGAGAGGAUGCGGGUGGGGCUCCAGGAGGCGAGGCGCCGGCACGCGCGCGCGGUGGUCGCCGCCGUGGAGCGCGCCGCGGCGGGUCGGCUCCGCGCGGCCGAGACCGAGCUGGACCGCGCCCGCUGCCGUAACGCCGAGCUGGAGGAGCGGCUGCGGCAGCUGACCGCCGAGGGCCAGGCGUGGCUGGGCGUCGCCCGGGGCCACGAGGCCGUCGCCGCGGGGCUCCGCGCCACGCUCGACCAGUUCCUGCAGCAGCCCGCCUGCGGCGCCGACGAUGGCGACGCGGAGGACGCGCAGUCCUGCUGCUUCGAGACCUCCCCGCAGGCCCUCGUCGCCGACGACGCGGCGUCCCGCGGCACGGCGCCGACCUGCAGGUCUUGCGGCGGCGGCGGCGCGUGCGUGCUGCUGCUCCCGUGCCGGCACCUGUGCCUGUGCCGCGCGUGCGAGCCCGCCGCCGAGGUGUGCCCCGUCUGCGCCGCCACCAAGAACGCUUCCCUCCACGUCCUGCUCUCCUGAGGAGGCUCACCCGGCGGUGCCGUUCCCUGCGUCGUGACGAGCCCGGUGUCGCCAGCAUGUCACGGCACGCGAGUCACGUGACCCUGUGAUGCGCGAAGCUUUUGUGGGGGGGAUGCAUCAUGUAGUAAUGCUCCAAGCUGCAGAUUAGGCUAAUCUGACUUUGUGACUGCUAAUGGUCUCGACAGUGCUGCUAACUUUUGUUUACUGCUCAUAUGGCUUUUCCGCGUUCCCCUCCUUUUUAAGUAGGGUUGGGUUGUGUUAAUGAGGAAAUAGACCAAGUUUCGCUGGACAUUGACAUUA